UAUUAAAUGCAGCUUGUAGUGGGUGUCGGCGAGCAGAAUGAGAGAGAACACCAAAUAGAACACGAGCCGGUGGGGACCGUGUAACCAGCCACAGCACACUGCAGAUCAUUACAACAUUCAGGGCCAUUCGAACGCAAACAGUUGCAGAUUGCCGUCAUGUGGUGGUCCUUUCGGAGACCCCUCUGAAAAAUACAGCUUCGCCGAAUUAAUUCCCGCAUCAUGUGAUCAGAGUACACAUUCCAGUAGAAAGUCCAGCAAGGAAUACACUUUUCGAUAUGACAGUGUUUCUCAUAAGAUGCGACCGUUUCCAUUUGAGCUCCGUACGACUGUUCGAGGCGAACGCCAACUGACCAGAGGCGACGGGAAGGGCGAUGGGAUCGGUGGAGUGUCCGGUGUUUCGCGGCAACGCCAGCUUCGUCUGCAACACGAGCCAGCAAAGUGUGUGGGGAGGACGCCUGCUCCCUCAGCCUUACUCACCUCGAAGUACCGCGGCUAUCGCCACUGCCGUCAGCUUUAUCAUCGUGUUCACGAUCAUUGGGAAUAUACUGGUCAUCAUUGCUGUCCUGACCAGCAGGUCGUUGCAAGCCCCCCAGAACCUCUUCCUGGUCUCCCUGGCUGCCGCGGAUAUCCUAGUGGCCACGCUGGUCAUGCCCUUUUCUUUAGCCAACGAACUGAUGGGUUACUGGUACUUCAAGAGGAUUUGGUGCGAAAUUUAUCUGGCGUUAGACGUCUUGUUCUGCACUUCCUCGAUUGUCCACCUCUGCGCGAUAAGCCUGGACAGAUACUGGUCAGUUACCCAAGCCAUCCAGUACAACUCCAAGCGAACACCCAGGAGAAUCCGCUGUGUGAUUCUGACAGUCUGGCUCAUCGCUGCAGUUAUCUCCUUCCCGCCUCUCAUCUCCAUGAACAAAAACCUUGGCGAAAACGAGGUGCCCGUCUGUAGUCUGAAUGACGAGAAGUGGUACAUCUUGUCUUCGUGUAUCGGCUCUUUCUUCGCUCCCUGUGUCAUCAUGAUUCUGGUUUACAUAAGGAUUUACCAGGUGGCCAAACAGAGAACGAGGCAGCCUCCCGGCAGCAGGCAGCCAAAGCAAGGCGCAUCUUUGAGCCCCAGUUGGCCUGGGAGGGAGACCAAGCCCAAGGUCGCGGAGAAAGCUCCGUCCUCGGGUCAUGGAGGACGUUGCAGUGAACAGAAGGCGCGUAGAAGCGAAGGUCAGCUCGGUUCCACCAAACUGCUCCAUCAGGGUGAGAGCAACUCGACUUCCAAAAGGGAAGGAGAGCACUCUGUGGGGCGAGGGAAGCCUCGGACGCCAAGCACAGUCAGGUCGAAAGGCACCCAGAACAGAGAGAAGCGUUUCACUUUUGUUUUAUCUGUCGUCAUUGGUGUUUUUGUUCUUUGCUGGUUCCCGUUUUUCUUCUCCUACAGCCUGACUGCUAUCUGCCCAGCCACAUGCUCUGUACCACCUGCCAUCUUCAAAUUCUUCUUCUGGAUCGGCUAUUGCAAUAGUUCCCUUAACCCGGUUAUUUACACCAUAUUCAACCAGGAUUUUCGAAUGGCUUUUAAAAAGAUCCUUUGCCGAGAACAAAGAUCUGUCUACACAGUCUAGUCCGCAGGUUUCGGGCCGCAUGGUCGGUGCCCGGACAGCGAGAAGUUUAUUACAAACUAAAGUUUUGCAAACGAAUGGCAUGUGACUGUACGAACGAGUGUCUCAUCACGGCUGAUGUUAUUCUGAAUUAACGAAAUAAAUGGUCUGCUGUUGAAAGGAAAUGCUCCAAAAUGAAAUGAUUGCGCUUGAUUCAGUGUAAAAUCUGGAACGAGAUCAAGGGGAGCGCAAAAUCCUGCCCGUUCCCAUGGAGCUGAUAUUGGAGUGGGGUGCACUUUGGAAUUUCGGCUCGCUCUCGCUUUUUCAGGCAGGUUCGAGGGCGAAAGUUUGUUCUCCUUUGGGCAUUCUAUCGGCCGCUGGAAAUCCUUCCUUUCUCACAGGGAAGGUAGAUUUUUCACGCCUUGCACAAUGUCUCUACCCUCUGUAAAAUUGCUGCCGACAUGUCAUAAACUUUACAGAACUACAAUUUUGAUUUAAAACCACAUUUCAUUUGUUCCUGUCCAAGUUAUAACGCCAGAACUCACUGUACAUCACGUCAAUCAGUAAUCCAUUUAGAAUAUUGAAUAGUGUGUUCAAUGCGGGGUAGAGACACAAACGGUCUUACACACUUCAUUUUUAGAAAUAAUUCGAAUGAAAGGGAUUUCGUGGCGUGAGAAGUUGCUUUGGCGCUCAAUAAGUAGACAGUGUCAUUUCGUACUCCGAGCCGUGUAAUCAUGGAAAAUCUUAUUAAACGGGACGUUGUUUUAAAUCCGAGACUGUUCACAUCUGUAUUUUUUAAAAACAGAGCCAGAUUUUAACUGUACUGUUGCAGGGCUCUCCAAACGACUUCUAAACAUCAGAAAUGGGAACGGGAGUGCACCGUUUCGACCCGCCGAGCACUGAAUUUCAGAAAUCCCGAGCGGAAGGGCAACGGCAAACAAUCUGCCGUGAAAGUAUGCCUCGAAAGAGCACGGUCAGUAUGGAAUGGAUACCAGCGUUUUGGGUCCUGUAUAGAGAGGCUCCAACAGUAGCCGUGGCGCGCUGUGAAGCGGCUUUGUUGAGAUCGAAGUAUACAUUUGGAAAGACCAUCUUAUUUCAUUCCAGGGUGAAAAGGAGAGAGUUGUUAUCAGGCACACGGUAAUUUAUUUAAGAUUCCGGACCAUCUUUGAUAUACGCAUAUAUAACAUUACACUCGAGAGCUUUCGAAUUCCAAGCAGAAGCAGAUUCAUUGUGCCUGGAACCUGACUGUGCAAAUCUAGAGUUCGAAACAAAGGAGAACGGCGUGAGGUCGCUUAGCCCAUGGAUCUGUGCCAGCUUGCUGGAAGAUCACAGAAGUGGUGUGGCUCGCCUUUUAUCGGUAGCCCCGUAAGUUCUUUAUCCGUAAGUAAAUAUCCAAAUCACUUUGAAAGCAAUUGACGGAAUCGGCUUCCCCUAACGGUUCAGGUCAAACUGUUCAUUCCCUGGAAGUCCGGGUAGAAGGAAAAUCUCGGACCCAAGUUGACGAUUUUAAAACUGUCGUCUUUGGUUCUUGGCCCACAGUCAGAGAGACGUUUUUCUCAAUCUACUCAUCAAAAUCUCUCAGCCAUAACACCUUUACGAGGCAUAAUGCCGGGCGUUGUCAUGGUGAGGUGGUUGGGAUGGUAUUCUCAAAUACACAGGUCCUUGGGUUCUGGUCUCAACUAACACAAAGAACUGCGGACGCUGAAGAUUUGAAGCAAAAGCAGAAAGUGCAGCAGAAACUCAGUAGGUCUGGCAGCCUGAGUGGAGAAAGAGAAACAGAGUCCAGGCACCGUUAUUCGGGCUUUACUUUCUGUCCCCACAAAUGCUGCGAGAGCCGCUGAGUUUCUCCAGCACGUUCUUUCUGUUUCCUGGCUCUGCUGAUCCUUUCCAAGUCCGCCGCAAAGAGCAUCCUGCCAGCACCGAGUGUCAAAGGAUAACCGGGCGGAAAACUAUAUCCAGGGUCCGGUCAUAAUUGCGCGAAAAAGGAAAGAUCGUACUGACAAUUCAAAACACGAAUUCCUUGUGACCCCGGAGUUCCGAUGUUUGCGCGAUCCUGCAGAGGAAAGGUAGACCGCAGAGUUUGGAUAUUGGUUAUCGGUUGUCAUUUUACAAUAUGACAGCAACCAAACACCUUUCAACAGCUGGCAAUGCAUCUACCAUCCGACUGAUCUAUUUUUGGUUCAAAUUCUCAAGAAUGUCAUUGCAGAGCAUCAGUCAGCAACAAACCCUGCAAAUUCGCUUGCAGCAUUAAAACAGGGCCAGGCUAUGCCAAGUUUGGCGUUCAGUCUUCACUAGUGUAUCCAGUAAGAAUUUUCCAAACUGAAGAUCUGAUGUUGUUGCAUGGGUGAAUCUACCUUAGAAUCUAGUGGACAAUGUCUGAUUGUGACUUCUGUUAGAUUCAGGCAAAUUCAGUGCCCACAGACUGAUGAUGGGGGCAUUAAUACUGGACUGGCAUCCUCUGAGAAUUUCCAGCAUGGUUGAAAAUGUGUACAUUGCAGUAAAUGAGUUUGAGUUUGAGACGGGUAUCAGCAUCAAAAACCUGUGAUUGUCGCAUUACAGGCCACAGCUGGUAUCACAGUCACAAAAAGACAUUUUUGAAGGGCAGGGGCUUCUACUCCACAGCACCACUCAGUCAGGUUGGGCACAAAUCUUAGGACAGGAAGAAAGUAUUUUUCUGGCAUUCCUUUGAAAAUUCUUGGUUUGAAGUCAUCAACUAUGUUUGUGCACAACAAGGUGUAUUGUCAACGCUUAUGCUCCUCUCUUUCCAAAUUAAAUCUCAGCAUUUUCAAAUGAACUGACACAUAUCCGCAAUGUACAAUAGCCACAGUGCAGUACAAGUGCUUAAAGAUGUUUGUCUCAAUAAAAACUGUUCAGUACCACAUACACAUAUAAAAAUUAAGAAUAGCAGUACUGCACGCAGCAACAACCAACAUUUGUUAAGUGCCUUGAACAUCAUAAAUUGUUCUCAAACAAUUCUCUGGGCCAUGACAGAACAAAAAAUGAUUUUGAGUCACAUAAGAAAACACUAGAUGAGAUUAUCAGAACCUUGGACAAAGAAGCAGGUAUCAUGGAGGGAAAGCAAGGGAGACAGGGCAAGAUGAGAAAUUAUUUCAGAGCUUGGAGUCAAGGUAGCUGAAGGCAUGCUUGUAAUGGUUGUACAAAUACUACUGGGGGGCCAGAGGAGGACAGAGUUAGAGGAGUGUAAGAGUGUUAGAGGAGACAGCUGUGAGAGUGGAAGAGAAUGCAGAGAUAAGACAGGGCGAAGCCAUGGUCAAAUUCGUAAAGAAAGUAAUUUCAGGACACAGGCAGCAAAGUUUUAGAUUAUCUCAAGAUUCAAAGGGUAGAAUACUGGAGAAAAGGCAGAAGUGCAUUGAAUGGUCACAUUUAGAUGAAAUAAAGGGAUGGACAUGGUUUCAACAGCAGGUGGCCUGAUAAAGAAGUGAGGUUGAGUAUUGUGACAGAGGUGGAAAUGGAUGGUCUUAGUGAUGGCAUAGAUGUGGUCUAAAGCUCAUCCAGGAAUCAAAUAUGACAACACAGUUGCAAACAGAUUGGCUUAAUCUCAGUUACCAUGGAGAGGAAUUGAUUUGGUCCCUAAGGAAACAGAUUUUGGACUGGGGAUUGAAAAUAAUAGCUUCAGUCUUCACAAUAUUAUUAUCAGUGGAUAUUUCUCCUCAUUUAGGACUGGUUGUUGGAUAAGCGGUCUGAUAAUUUAGCAACAGUGGAGGAAGAUGAUGGUAGGUAGACUGGGAUAUCCUUAGUGUACACAACCAGACUAUUCAGAUAAUAGUGUGAAGCUGGAUGAACACAGCAGGCCAAGCAGCAUCUCAGGAGCACAAAAGCUGAUGUUUCAGGCCUAGACCCUUCAUCAGAGAGUUGAUGUCACCCAGAGGCAGCAUGAGGAUGAGAAAUAUGAGGGUACCUAGGGUUGAUCCUUGGAGGGGGUGCUGUGUCAGAAUGGAGAAAGAUGGCACUGCAAGUGAUUCUUUCACUAUGAAUAGGAAUAAAAAUGGAAACAGGUGAAAGCAUUUUCAACCAGCUGGAUAACAAUAGAAAUAUUGGAAGGUAAUACUGUGUUCAACAGUGUUAAAGGCUCCAAAAAUAUCAAAAAGGAUAGGGAGAGAAAAUAUACCUUUGUCACGGUAACAUAAAAUGCCAUUGAAGGCAUGGAUGUCUAUGAAUGAGAGCUUUGAGAAACUAAGGCGUUUUUCGUGAAUUAAAUAUUUUGAGAUCUGAUGGAAAUCUGAAAAUUGUAAAGGUUUUUGAAAAGAUAAAUGGGGAAACAAAAAUAAUUUACAUUUAUAUUGCACUUAAUCACUUCCUGCUUCAUUGCAAAGAAUUGAACAGAAAGGAAAAUUAACGUAGAGCUAAAUGACAUGAUCAGAUGUUGCCCAAAGAGGUAAAUUUUGUAGAGUGUCAUAAAUGAAACAUUAAUUUGCUUGCGAACAUCUUGUCCUAGAUGAGCUAAAAUUUCUGCCAAUGGGACACUGGAAAUGCUGAAGCCAUUAUCUUUGGUCAUAUCAUGAACCUCUUCCCCUGGUUACUGAUACUACCCUCUUCCCUGACAAUUGUCCAAAUUAGACUCUAACUGUUCAAAACUCUGGAAUGAUAUGUGAACAUGACCUGCAUUUCUAAUCCAUACCCACUUCAUUACAAAGGCACCUUAGUCAUAAGGCAUUUUCCUGCCUCAGACCAUCUACUGUUGAAAACAUCAUCCAAUCCAGAUUCAAAUAUUCCAAGAUGGACUACUAUUCAAAGUCUUCACUGUCUAUACUAAAAUUUGUGAGCAAUUCCAUGCUCACAUGCUCAUCUAUGCUCACAUUGUCUUUAGUCCAGCAAUACUUUGCAUUUUGAGAUUCUCAUCCACGUUCAAAUUCCUCCAAUACCUUACUCAUUUGGUUACCUGUAACUUCCUUAUCCCUAAACAUUCUGAGAAAUCUGCAGUGUGUCAAAACUCUGCUGUGUCCAUAGUUUGUCAUUUGGUAAAGAUCUAGGUUAGGUUAUGAAAAUGUGGGUGUUGGUUCCAUGGUUUGUUUCAUCUGGAGUCAUAAUAUAAAUGCAGAAGCUGGUGAAAAUGGUUGAUGACUUCUCCACUUUGAAGUGCAACGGUAAGAGAACAGCACUCAUGGAUCAGUCUGCUGAAAAUAGGUGCAUUGUCAAAUGCAAGUCAGUACCAUUAAUCACACAUUCUUUUCAUUAAUCACAUACUGUACUCCUUUCAUCCAGCUUAUUCCAGAAUCAAGUCUUUUUUGGAUGGUACAGAGAAAAUAGCUCAGUAAUUCAGUAAUUGACUUGCACCUUUUAGCUGGGAGUUCAAACCUAGCUCUGAGUGAGAGGAUGGCUCAGUGUGACUGUUACAUAUCCAAAGCAAAAAUUAGGGAUUCACAGCAUCAAAUGCUGUCAGAUAGAUUGAGCACAAGGGUAAGAAAUGUCCUGUGUGCUUUUUUCAUGGGUUAAUGAUCAGUAAAAUAGCAGAUGGGUAUUUGUCCACUGACAUAAACCAGUAUAUUAAAACAUUUAUCCCUCCCUACCCCAUGAUUAUACAUCCUUUCAUUCACUCCAGUUUGGCGCAAUCAGUUGCACAAUCUAAAUAGGUUUGCUUUUGUAGUCCUCUGAGGAUAUUAUUCAAGAACUUUGUAACAAAGAGAGGUAGUUAAACCCUUCACCUCUGAGAUAGCAAGGUGUAGAGCUGGAUGAACACAGCAGGCCAAGCAGCAUCUCAGGAGCAGAAAGGCUGACCUUUCGGGCCUAGACCCUCUCAGUUAGGUCACUGAAAGAGCAUUUUGAUUUGGUCCAUUACAGCCUUUCAGAUGUUACUCUUUAUUCCUAUUUAUUCUUGAAAGCUGUUCUGGACUGCCUUCCAUCUUGCAAGGAUAAGUGCUUAUUUGCAUGAUGGAAUGCAAAAAUACACCUGAAGUUGACUGGAUUUAUAAAAUACAAAAGCAGCAAGAUGGGAUAGCAGUAAAGUUCCUGCGAUAUUUUGCAUUUAGUUAGCCUCUCCCAGAAAAGCAAGUUACAAGCUGCAAGCAAAUGGUUGAAGUUAAGUUGAAAGUUACUGAUUGUGUUUGAAAUGUCACAUUUAAAAAAGUUAG
This is a messenger RNA of Stegostoma tigrinum, 7669 nucleotides long. It is a transcript of the gene adra2b, whose product is annotated as adrenoceptor alpha 2B. Gene Ontology annotation, molecular function: adrenergic receptor activity. Gene Ontology annotation, biological process: adenylate cyclase-activating adrenergic receptor signaling pathway. NCBI's taxonomy places the organism in Eukaryota, Metazoa, Chordata, Chondrichthyes, Orectolobiformes, Stegostomatidae. The record is from RefSeq and is a predicted model, not a curated record. Gene Ontology annotation, cellular component: membrane. Bases 372 to 1604 code for a protein of 410 amino acids. The transcript has a single exon.